Molecule: messenger RNA, 2960 nt
Organism: Ochotona curzoniae (black-lipped pika)
Lineage: Eukaryota; Metazoa; Chordata; Mammalia; Lagomorpha; Ochotonidae
Gene: CSRNP3
Product: cysteine and serine rich nuclear protein 3
Exons: 5
Coding region: 275-2029 (584 amino acids)
Biological process (GO): regulation of transcription by RNA polymerase II
Cellular component (GO): nucleus
Molecular function (GO): DNA-binding transcription factor activity, RNA polymerase II-specific; sequence-specific DNA binding
Source: RefSeq, a predicted model, not a curated record
CUCAGAGAGGCUGAUGCCGUGCAGCAAGCAGUAGGUAAUGAGUCUUUGUGCAGAGUGAAGCUCUUGUCGCUGAACAAUAAAGCAUAUGGUACCAGCAAUAAAACACAGGGCUGGGAAAUUUCAGAAGAUUCCGCUGAACCAGGAGGAGCUGUACCGUCUGUGAUACUGACACAUUAUAAAAUGAUAAUCAAUUUAUUUUGGAUUCUAAUGAAUACAGAGUGCAUGGACUAAGACAUCAGCUAUUUGAACAGGUACAUGUGACAGCGCUGCAGCGAUGAGUGGAAUUUUAAAGAGGAAGUUUGAAGAAGUUGACGGCUCCUCACCCUGCUCUUCUGUGCGGGAAUCGGAUGAUGAAGUUUCCAGCAGUGAAAGUGCUGACAGCGGGGACAGUGUCAAUCCAUCCACUUCCAGUCACUUUACCCCAUCCUCCAUUCUCAAAAGGGAGAAGCGGCUGAGGACCAAGAAUGUGCAUUUCAGUUGCGUCACUGUGUACUACUUCACCAGGAGGCAAGGCUUCACAAGCGUGCCCAGCCAAGGUGGCAGCACCCUUGGCAUGUCCAGCCGCCACAACAGCGUGCGCCAGUACACGCUAGGCGAGUUCGCGCGUGAGCAGGAGCGACUGCACCGGGAGAUGCUACGGGAACACCUCAGGGAGGAGAAAUUAAACUCUUUGAAACUAAAGAUGACUAAGAAUGGCACUGUAGAAUCUGAAGAAGCUAGCACUCUUACAGUGGAUGACAUUUCUGAUGAUGAUAUUGAUUUAGACAACACAGAAGUAGACGAGUACUUCUUCCUACAACCCCUGCCAACAAAAAAACGAAGGGCGCUACUGCGAGCCUCUGGAGUGAAAAAGAUUGAUGUAGAAGAAAAGCAUGAGCUGCGAGCCAUCCGCCUGUCACGAGAGGACUGCGGCUGUGACUGCCGUGUGUUCUGUGAUCCAGAAACCUGCACCUGCAGUUUGGCAGGCAUUAAGUGCCAGGUGGAUCGUAUGUCCUUCCCAUGUGGCUGCACUAAAGAAGGAUGUAGUAACACAGCAGGUAGAAUUGAGUUUAAUCCCAUCCGUGUCCGGACUCACUUUUUGCACACAAUAAUGAAACUUGAACUGGAGAAAAAUCGGGAGCAGCAAAUCCCCACACUGAACGGCUGCCACGGGGAGAUAAGUGCUCACACUAGUUCCAUGGUCCCUGUCGCCCACUCGGUAGAAUACUCUAUCACAGACAAUUUUGAGAUUGAAACUGAACCCCAAGCUGCAGUACUGCACCUGCAGUCCGCUGAGGAAUUAGAUUGCCAAGGAGAGGAGGAAGAAGAGGAGGAGGAUGGGAGCAGCUUUUGCAGUGGAGUCACCGAUUCCAGCACGCAAAGUCUGGCGCCUAGUGAGUCAGAUGAGGAGGAGGAAGAAGAAGAGGAGGAGGAGGAGGAAGAGGACGAUGAGGACAAGGGAGACAGCUUUGUGGAAGCUCUGGGCACACAUGCAGAGGUUGUCCCACUUCCUUCAGUCCUUUGUUAUUCUGAUGGUACUGCCGUUCAUGAAAGCCACACAAAAAAUGCUCCUUUUUAUGCCAGUUCCUCAACUCUGUAUUACCAAAUAGAUAGCCACAUUCCAGGAGCUCCCAAUCAGAUCUCUGAGAACUAUUCAGAAAGAGAUACUGUCAAAAAUGGUACCCUUUCGCUGGUGCCUUACACCAUGACCCCAGAGCAGUUCGUUGACUAUGCCCGUCAAGCAGAAGAGGCCUAUGGUGCCUCCCACUACCCAGCUGCCAACCCAUCUGUGAUUGUUUGCUGCUCCUCUGCUGAAAACGAUAGUGGUGUGCCCUGCAAUAGCUUAUACCCCGAACACAGGUCCAAUCACCCUCAAGUGGAAUUUCACUCAUACUUGAAAGGCCCCUCCCAGGAAGGAUAUGUCUCUGCACUGAAUGGUGACAGUCACAUUUCAGAGCACCCUGCUGAAAAUUCUUUGAGCCUUGCCGAAAAGAGCAGAUUGCACGAAGAAUGCAUCAAAUCACCCGUGGUGGAGACUGUCCCUGUGUAGUAGCUGAAAUCAUUCCUAGGACCAACUCUUCUCCUAUUUAAAGCACUGUAUUGAAUUGGAUUUCCUGAGUGCAACAUUGUUUUUACUGAAGUCUAAGAAAACUUGGACUGUGGUUAAUCUUCCAGACUAUAUUUUGUUUUCUCCUUUCUAGCUACAUGACUGUGGCAGUGCACAAAUACAGUCUCUGUAAGGAUUUUAAAAGAUUUCAGACUGUUUUGAUAGAAAAUGCUAAAUUUUAAAAAUGCAUAUCUCACAGUUGCCUAUCUGUCAAACUGUGUGAAACCUGCCAAGCUGUGUAGAUCAGAGCUCCAAGUUUUGGAUUAUCGGGCCCGUGCAAGAUUGUUAUCUAAGACUGGGAAAUACAGUUUAAAGUCCUAAUUUUCAAUAUAUCUGAAGACGAAGGGGACUUUUUAAUGUAAAAGUUAUUAUUAUAAGUCAAAGAUUUAAUUGCCCCAUGUGUAUUUUAUUUAUAGUAGUCUAGAAGCCACAAUUCAAUGAAAAUGAAUAGCAGCAUGUUCAUUCAAACUGAAGAUGCAUAGCUAGGACCACAGAGCAUGCCCACUUGGAUUGCAUCUCGAUCCAUUCACAUUUUUAUGAUCAUUACUGAUCAGAUUUGCAAAUACUUUCCUAAGGGUGAAAUAGGCCUAUUUUUGCUAUUUUGGACAAAUAAAUGAGUGUAUAUGUGCAGGUCCUUCCACAGUUCUCUCUAAGGUUAAAAGUUAGGACAAUCCUGUGGUGAGGGUCUUCUUCAUUGCCCUCCCUCAGUUGACUCCAGAGAUGGAGGUAGAAGGAAUUGCCUUUCUUUUGUACACAGCAGCAUCUUCGUUCUUAGCUUGGACAGCACCUUUAAACUCUACCCCCUUCAUCAAAAUGCACUUUAGUGCCCCUUCACGAUACCUCGUGUGGGGUGGGGACUGACGACUCUUUGAAA